Megachile rotundata (alfalfa leafcutting bee) is the source of this 2597-nucleotide messenger RNA. It is a transcript of the gene Nup50, whose product is annotated as nuclear pore complex protein Nup50. Gene Ontology annotation, cellular component: nuclear pore. The record is from RefSeq and is a predicted model, not a curated record. NCBI's taxonomy places the organism in Eukaryota, Metazoa, Arthropoda, Insecta, Hymenoptera, Megachilidae. Gene Ontology annotation, biological process: intracellular transport.
AUCAAAAAUACGCAUGCGCGUACUACAAAAAAUUGUAUACUAGCGUUCAACUUUGUAGAAGUUCUUAUGUACUAUAAUCACAUAUAUCGUUGUAAAUGUACCGAAUUUAUCUUACUUAAUUUAUCUAUGGUUUUAAACAUACUACGUGGCUGUAUUUAAAAAAGUGUGUUUACAACAAUGGCUAGCAAGAGGUCUGCAACCACAGAAUUAAAUCACGAUAAUUGGGAUGAAGGAGAAUGUCCCGAAGAAGCAGGAACUUUUAAAAAGGCAGCUGAUGAUGUGCUUGAGAAAAGAGUUGUAAAAAGAGCUAAGCGCCGCUUGCAAAGUGGAGAAGAUGGUACCAGAAGUGCGUUUGGUACAUUUACAGGUUUUAAAACGUCGCCCAAUACAUCUAAUACAUCAUUAUUUACAUUCUUAACUAAUAGUAGUACUAAUGCUAAUGCUAAUGAUACUUCCUUAAAAACACAAGCAAAUAUCAGCAAAGCUCCCACAAAUAGCGAAGCUCCCAAAAGUAAUGAAAAUGGCACAAAUAAAAAAGAAAGUUCGGAAAUACAAACAUCAUUGAGUGCAUCCACAAAUAAAAAAAGUGCUCCUGAUCAAGAAGAUCAAAAUAAAACUAAAAAGUCUUCAGAAUAUUUUGCUAAGUUGAAAGGUUUAAAUGAAAGCGUGGCACAGUGGAUUAAAACACAUGUUGAUGCUAAUCCGUUUUGUAUUUUAACACCUAUUUUUAAAGAUUAUGAAAAAUAUCUUAAAGACAUUGAAUCAAAACAUGGAAAUGAAAUGGAGAGGGGAUUUCAUGUAACAGAUCAAGCACAACCUACCCUUACUAAUGAUAGUAAGGAUGCUGCAAACACUGAAAAGAAACUAGAUACUACCUCAUUUGGUGGAAUAAAUACAAAACCUACUGUCAGUACGACAGAAUGGAAAACUGACAAAUCAAUUUUUGGCAAUAUUAAUACAGGCUCAAAGUCCAUAUUUGGAAAAUCAGAACAUACUGUAGAUAGUAAUAAAUCCAUAUUUAGUAAUACAGACCAAACUUCAGAUGCACCUAAAUCUGUAUUUGGUAACAUUGAUCAAAAACCUGGUACUAAAAAUAUAUUUGGAAGUAUGAAUUAUGAAAAGAAUCCAUUUUUGAGUAAAUCAUCAUUACCAGAUAAUAAAUCUGAUGAACAAGAAUCAAAAUCAGAUGCAAAAAUUACUGCUACCAGCACCUUUUCUGCAACAAAUACUAGUACCUUCUGUUUUGGUCAAAGUUCCACUACUACCAAUACAUCAACUGGUUUUAGUUUUGGAAGCGCUAAACCCUUCACUUUUGGAGCCCAAGCUGUAAAACCACAAGAUACUGAAGAAAAUGAAGAAAAAGAAGAUGAAGACGACGAACCGCCAAAAACAGACUUUAAACUAGUAACCGAAGAAGGUGCCAUAUAUCAACAAAGGUGUAAAGUGUUUGUUAAAAAAGAUGGUAGCUUUAGCGACAGGGGUAUUGGAACAUUGUUUUUAAAGCCAACGCCAAACGAUAAAACACAGCUAUUAGUACGCGCCGAAACUUCUUUGGGAAAUUUAUUGCUCAAUACUUUAUUAACCGAGAGUAUUCCAACAAAACGUAUGAACAAAAAUACAAUAAUGUUGGUUUGCUUACCAAAACCUGAAUCAACACCACCUCCAGUACCAGUUUUGUUAAGAGUAAAAACAGAGGAAGAUGCUGAUGCAUUGUUUGAGGCACUUAAUAAACAUAAAAAAUAAGGACAAAAUAAGAAUGGUAAAUAACAGAAUAACAUAAUACAGGAAACAACGUAAUAAAAUUGUGUUGAACAGUGACUAAUGAUUUUUUUAAAUCACACAAUUUUGUUGUUACUCACAUUAAUUGUAUGAUUUUUAUCCUAAAUGCAUAAUAUAAAAGAAAAUGUAAAGUAGAAGUAAAUUAAUUUGAAUACUUUUUAUUCUUGCAUAAAAUAAGUGGCAUGACAUCAUUGCUAUGAGUAAUGUUAAUAUACGAACGUAUCAUUCAAAAAUAAAUGUGAAUCAGUUUGGACUUAUUAAAAUACUUUCUUUGUUGGUAAAUCUAUCGCAGUACUUGUAACGUGACAAGUAUAUGAUGAAUUCAUUGUACAUAUUAGUUUGAACUUCUUUUAUAUUGUAUCUCGCAAACAUAAACAACAUUACAUCAAAUCUUUAAAAAUAUCUGUUAUAUUUAUAGUUUAUAUUGUGUCUUUUGGAAUUAUAUUGGUUUUUAGAAUCGUAUUUUUGUGAAAUAUUACCUGUGUAUUUGAUGAACGUUUUGAUAUAAAAUACAGUGAAACCUCUAUCCGUCAUUUUUGAAUGUACUUACUGAACUAAAUGAUAAAUGCGGGAAAAUUGUAGACGAAGGAACGUGCGAUUCGAUAUCGAUUAUUCGAGAAACGAUGGAUCGAAGUUUCACUGUACUGCUAGCGAGUUAAGGAAAUUAACUGGUGUAAACAGAAUGUGAGUAAAUAUGAUUAUUGUAAUUUACAUUCCUAUAGUUUAAACACUGAUGUUCGAAUGAAGUUUGUUAAAAAUUUUGGUGAUACAAGGGGAAAAUUCUUUGAAACAGUUGUUAAAAAUAUUUGAAGAUUACU